AAAUAAUAAUAACUAUUGAGAAAUUAUUUCAAUUUUGUUAAAUCGUAGCACCAAUUUGUUUUCUGCUUUCAUAUUUUCUUGAGUGGUCCUAAGAAUCGCACUAGAAACUUGAAUGAAAGGACUUCCAGUGGAACAAGGUAUAAAUCAUCAAAAGAAUAGAAAAGACCGGUGAAAGUACCAAAAUCCCGAUAUAUCCUAGGCAUUCACCAAAAGGAAUGUAACUUAGUGACCCUUUCUCACAUUUUAAAAUAAAGUACUAAAAUUUUAUAUUGUUAAAUUAAACAGAAUGUGUGACUUUCUUACCAACUUAAACUUGUUGGGCUACUCCUCUCGGAUUUAGCUUUUGUUACAAAGGAUUGAUGGGCUUGGGUAUUCAGCCAAUUAGGUCAGGCGCCAUCAUUAUAACUUGAGUGAGGCAGAUCAAUAAGUACUAAUGGGCCUCCGAUUCAAGUUCAGUUUAUUCUUCUUUUCUCUCGUACCAAACACUAAAAACAACUUUUCAUUUUCCUUCUGGCCAAUCAUACUGGAGCAAAAUUUUCCCACCAAACAAACGGCGGAGAAUUCUUCUUCGGUCUGAUGGCUCCUCCCAAGAAAUCGAAGAAAACCAAAAGGGAUUCAAAGAAAUUGAAGAAGAACAGAAGCGCGAGCGUAGUUCCUACAGAGAACAAAGCCACUGAGUCUGACUGGUGGGACAGCUUCUGGCAGAAGAACUCUAUAAGCCCAGGUUCAACAGUACCGACUGAUGAGGAAGAAGGAUUCAAAUAUUUCUUCCGUGUAUCAAAGAAAACUUUUGAUUACAUCUGUUCACUUGUGAGAGAGGAUCUGGUUUCAAGACCACCUUCAGGCCUCAUCAAUAUUGAGGGAAGGCUUUUAAGUGUUGAGAAACAAGUUGCAAUUGCCUUGAGAAGAUUAGCCUCGGGUGAAUCCCAAGUUUCAGUUGGAGCUUCCUUUGGAGUUGGCCAGUCUACAGUUUCCCAGGUGACUUGGAGAUUCAUUGAGGCAUUGGAAGAGCGAGCCAAGCAGCAUCUCAAGUGGCCUGAUGCCAGUAGAAUGGAGGAAAUUAAAUCCAAAUUCGAGGAAUCUUUCGGGUUACCUAAUUGUUGUGGAGCCAUCGAUUCAACACACAUCAUAAUGACCCUUCCAGCGGUUCAAACAUCAGAUGAUUGGUGUGACCAAGAGAAAAAUUACAGCAUGUUCUUGCAGGGAAUUGUUGAUAAUGAGAUGAGAUUUCUUGAUAUUGUGACAGGUUGGCCUGGGGGCAUGACUAUGUCCAGGUUAUUAAAGUGUUCGGGAUUUUACAAACUCUGUGAGGGUGGUGAUCGGUUGAAUGGAAAUGUAAGAAUGUUAUCUGAUGGAGUGGAGAUUAGAGAAUUUAUAGUAGGUGGAGUUGGUUACCCUCUUCUGCCAUGGCUCAUAACUCCUUAUGAAAGUAAUGGCCUCUCAGCUGCCAUGUCUGAUUUUAACGCGGUGCAUGAGGCUGCAAAGUUUCUUGCAGUGAAGGCUUUCUUGCAGUUGAAAGGUAGUUGGAGAAUCCUUAACAAGGUCAUGUGGAGACCUGAUAAACGGAAACUGCCAAGUAUCAUCUUGGUAUGUUGUUUACUUCACAAUAUCAUUAUUGACAAUGGAGACAGUUUGCGCCCAGAUGUUGCAUUGUCUGGUCAUCAUGACUCGGGGUAUGUAGAACAGUGCUGUAAGCAAGGUGAUCCGCUGGGGAGAACCUUGAGGGAAAACUUAGUUAAGCACUUGCGGCUUUGUAAAUAGAUGGUUUGGUCAGAUUAAUUGAUCUUCCAUCUCUGUUCAAAGCUAUUUCUCACUAUGCUGGUCUAACCUCAUUUUGAGUUGGAGCACCCUUUAUCAGGUGUCAUUCGGAGUUGUAAUUAGUUGACGCAUUUUGAUGAGAAUGAGAAUAGCAAUGAACUGUAAUGUUCUUUGUUCUGAUGGUGCUGUUUCCUGGUAAGCACCAUGAACCACCAUCUGUUGCCAUUUCUCAGUUUAUCCUAUCUCAUUUGGGGCUGAUUUUGCAUUGGCAACUGUUUUGGUGUGGGAUCAAAUGCAUAUUUCCACCUCAGAAUAUCUUUCCAUGCAGAAGUGGGUUUCAUGAGGGUGUAUUUCGAUGAAAAUGAAAUCAUCUGAAUGGGUUUUCGUGGCACUGGGAAAUUGAAAUUAGUUAGAUUUGUUUUUAUGCAUGCGGGAUGGGAUAAUGCAUGUGCUUGGUGGUGGACUAUGGAGUAUUCUAAAAGGCCCGACACUACCAUCGUUGAGGCUCUCAUUGUUAUAUGUUAUACUUUCUGUUGUUAUAUUAUUGUUUCUGCAGAGUUGAUUCCUUUUCUGUGGAGACUUCUUUGUUGUUUAGGCACUUCAUUGUUCAGCAGCAUGUGGUGUGGGGAAAACCCUCAUGUAUUUUCAUGUAUUUUAUCAUUCUUUUCAUCUCAGAUUUCGCUAUCUGUUUUGUUCUGGUCGCAACUGAUUGAGAGUUAUGUCUACUUCACAUUAUCAGAAUUCUAUAUGAUACUGGUAUUUAUCGAAUAGCAAGCUUAUUGCA
This is a messenger RNA of Cornus florida, 2542 nucleotides long. Its product is annotated as protein ANTAGONIST OF LIKE HETEROCHROMATIN PROTEIN 1. NCBI's taxonomy places the organism in Eukaryota, Viridiplantae, Streptophyta, Magnoliopsida, Cornales, Cornaceae. Gene Ontology annotation, molecular function: chromatin binding. The transcript is spliced from 2 exons. Bases 577 to 1761 code for a protein of 394 amino acids. The record is from RefSeq and is a predicted model, not a curated record. Gene Ontology annotation, cellular component: ESC/E(Z) complex; PRC1 complex.